AAUUCUGUCUUGCUCCCUACCACAGCAUUCGCAAGUAUUAAAGAUUAUAUUAAAUAAAUUUUUACAGAACAACUGUCGCGUUAUCUUUGCUGAAAUUUCGAGGCAGCCGAAAAGCAGUCACGUGGCAAUACACAAUCUAAGUAUUCAUAAUAAUAAUAAUAAGCGGCAACGUUUAAAUAGUAUCAUAUUUUAAAACAUUAUUUUAAAAACACAUUAAAUUCACCGAACAAUUAUGUUUUUCUGGGCUUACGGUCUUUGGCUUUAAUAUUAUUAUGAGAAAAAUAAUGGACCUGCUGCGUGGUACCUACAGUGUAAUAGUUUAAUAAUGGCAUUUAGAUUAGAUUAAAUAUCAUGGAAAUGUUGCACUCUUGCGUCUUUUCUGGCGGUUGUACAGCUGUGCGUUGAUUUUUUUUGUGAAAGGAACGUCAAUUAGACAGAAAAUAUUCGUCAGUAACGAUACAUUUUUUGAAAAACCUUACGUGACAACCCGUCUGACAGACUCUAAUAUCGCACCUUCUCUUUUUUCAAACAUACCCUCCUCUGAUUGGCUCUUCAGCAGCCAUAAUCAACGUCACAUCCGGUAACAUUGCCGUACACGAAAAUGGCAGCGCUGAGCAGCGUUUCCGCGGCAGAUGGUGCGGAUCCCGAACCUGGGACCGAAGCAGACCUUGGUGCAGAACCCUCUUCCGGACUUAUCCUUAAGAGGGAUCCGGUCAUCAAGCUUCUUAAUCCGGUGAGUGGCUUGGAGCCGCUUGCCUGGUCCGAGGACCACAGACUGUCGGUAUCCUGCACCAGUGGCGUUUCAGUAAUGGACGUCGUGUGUGACGCUAAAAGCUACUGUCCCGAUCUGAUCAUUCAUCGGACUGCCAUUCCCGUACUGGAACAAGUCUGUGUGCUAAAGGUGGGUCCAGAGAAGGAGGUGUCUGAAGUGAAGGAGAAGUUUGCCACCUCCAAGGACAGAACCGUGAGCCAGGCUGUGGUGCUUGACCGGGUGAUGCAUCCCAAAGAGGGGGCCUUGCCUCCGAUGCAGGGCAUUAAGUACUCCUGCUGGUCCCCAGUAGGUUGCGACAACAACAGCCGAUGCCUUCUGGCCUCACUGACACUGGACAACCGGCUCACUGUUUUUAGCAGUUCUGCACGCCUGCAGUGGAGCCCCCUAGUGGAUCUGACGGAGACAUAUGGACAGAUGUUGUGGGAAAAGGAGUUUGCGCUGCCAGGCGCCGAGCCUCCGGUGGGGCCGCUGGGCGACCUGGCAGAAAUGCGACGGCGUUACCGCAUGCAGACACCCGUGUGCAUGGAGUGGUCGGCCGUGUGCUGCACACAGGGGCCUCAGGCCGGCGGGGUGGGGGGCACAGUGCUUCUGGCGGUGCUGAUGGAAAACGGCGACCUGGUCGUUUGGCAGUUCCAGCUGCCCUUCCGAGGGCGUGAGCAGGUGGUCUCCUGCAACACCCUGCAGUCGGGUGUGCCGGCACCCAGCGCGCUCUCCUGGUGGGAGUACGAGCACGGCGGACGCCGCAUGAGCGGACUCAUUGUGGGUGGCUCGGUGGGGCCUGUCAGGAUCCUGCCUGUCAAUCUGAAGGCCAUCAAAGGCUACUUCACCCUGCGGCAGCCCGUGGAACUCUGGCAGGAGGUCGACCAGAUACCUGUGCGCACCAUCAAGUGCGUCUCGGUGCCGAACCCGCAGCAGAAGUGCAGCUGCAGCCUGGUGCUGGCCACACGUGGCCCAUACCUCUUCUGGUGCCUCCUGCAGAUCACAAAGGCUGGCCUGAAUGUGCACAACUCGCAUGUGGUCGGCCUGCACUCCACACCCAUCGUCUCCCUUGCCGUCAGCCGGCACUGCGAGGUGUCCAUCGUCACCUGUUCGCUGGAUGGUGUCGUUCAGAAACUCCGGCCCGUCUUUGCUGGUGCGAUGGUAACCUUCCGACAGGAGCGGCUGGUCCUGCCCGAGGGCGUGGCAGGCUGCUGGGUGCGGGGGGUCGCCGUCAGCCCCAACAGUGCCUAUCUGGCCUUGGCGACCACAGAGGGCUUGACCAAUGGGCAUCACGCAGUCAGCUACAGCCACCAGGUCCAGUUAGUUGCACUCAAGUCGCCAGAAACCGCGGCCACGGAGCUGCUGGGAUCUCCCAUCCAGAACCUUUUCCGGCAAGCGGACCUCCUGGACCUGUCGCUGCAGAAGGCCCCGUCGGAGGCACGCUGGCGGCCCUCGAAUGAGGAGAAGAAGGUGUCCGUGGGCGACGAGGAGCCGGCUGGGGAUGAAGAGGUGUCUGCGGAAUCCUCUGCCACGAAGCCGCCCGAGCCGGAGAGCGAGGGACCUAUGGAGGCAGAGGUCCUCUCCCAGAUGGAGGAGGCGGAGCUGCACGUGACACGGGAGCAUAUGAAGAAGGUGUUGGGGGAGGUGUACCUGAACACUAACAUCACUGAGAACACCAGCAUCCCUACCAGGGGCCUGUGCGGCUUCCUGAACAGCAACCCUGCCUACAAGGACCGGGAUGUCACGGUCCUUCUCGGUCACCUCUUCAAGAAGAUGAACAAGCAGACGUUUCCGGAAUACUGCAGCCUCUGCAAAGAAGUGCUGCCCUUUGACCACUGCAAGCAGGCUGUGUGCAGCAAUGGGCACCUGUGGCUCAGGUGUGCACUAACGUACCAGGCAUGUCAGUCCCUUAAGUACAGACGUUGCUUCCUGCAGGACAGCGUGGCCAGACGCCCCUUAGCUGAAGACCCCGACUGGAUGAAGAGGAUUCUCCACAGCCCCUGCACCUUCUGCGACUCCCCGAUGGGCUAGUCCGGCGCUCCCCAGAGUCAGGCGGGCCUGCUCGGACCUGUAUGGCACUUUUACCAGAGCUCGGCCGCAGUGCCGUUGAUCAUCAGGAUCUGUCAUAAAGACAAUUGUGUAUGUGUGCGUGUAUAUAAUUUUUUUUAAAAAUGUAUUUUAUUUUUAUAAAGGUUUGAGCUAAA
Brienomyrus brachyistius is the source of this 2955-nucleotide messenger RNA. RefSeq names its product general transcription factor 3C polypeptide 4-like. Gene Ontology annotation, cellular component: transcription factor TFIIIC complex. Bases 602 to 2782 code for a protein of 726 amino acids. Gene Ontology annotation, molecular function: protein binding; histone acetyltransferase activity. The transcript is spliced from 6 exons. The record is from RefSeq and is a predicted model, not a curated record. NCBI's taxonomy places the organism in Eukaryota, Metazoa, Chordata, Actinopteri, Osteoglossiformes, Mormyridae. Gene Ontology annotation, biological process: transcription initiation at RNA polymerase III promoter.